CAAAAAAAAUUUCUUGCCAACAUAAAAAUCCAAAAACGUAUUUGAAAAAAAAAAACACACACAACAAAGUCCGAGCAAUUCUCAGCACAAAACUCUCACAUACAUACAUUUUUUUGUCGUUUUCCACAAAACUAUUUCAAAUACCAUUUCCAAUUAUUUUCCCUUAUUUAUAAUUUUCGUUUUCCUUUUGGCACUUCAUUUAAAUUCCCCAAUUCACAUGCACUCGAUGAACUCUAUAGCCGACAUACGAAUUUCGAUCAAGCCGCAAGCAACCGAUGCAAAAAAUCUAUAGUGUCCCGAUCAAUCAAACGCAUCAAUCAAGCCAGAGACACAUCUUCAAACUGAAUGAGACAGAGACAGAGAGAGAGACAUAGAAAGAAAGAGAGACUGAACAAAAAAGAGCGUGAGGGAGGGGAGAGAGAGAGAGAGCGCGUGAAAGUGGGAGCGUGAGCUGCUGGCAUCAAUCAACAACUCAUCGCUCAAUCAUUUUCAGCACAGAUCUUCAAUCACAUCACCGACACCGACACUGACAUCGAUAAGCUCAUCUGGGAUCCAACUGGAGUCUGCAAUUAUUGAACGCAAAUAGACAAAUCCAUUCGCCAUCAAUCAUCUGCAGUCAAUCACUCAACUUGCAACGAAUCUGUUUUCAUCCUUUUUGGGCCAAAUUUGACACAUUUACCGCAUUUUUCAUUUCGCAUCGCAUCGUGCCACACAGCAACAACUCAUUUUUUUUCUCUCGAAAUUCAACGGAAAAAACGUUUUUGAAAACGCGCGCGCGGGCAACAAAAAAUAAUCAACACCCAACACCACGAAAAUAAAAGAAAAAGAAAAACCAACAAAGCAAUGCAACAAAUUCAACAACAACAACAACAUCAACAAUAAUCAAUUCAUCAAUUGCACAAAAUUCGUUUUUUUUUUUUGGUUUUACAUUUCAUACGAUAUUUUCUCGGUAACGACGCGAAAACGUGAAAGGUGAAAGGACAUGACUCAAAGCGCAAAUUGAGCGAAUGAAAAAAGUAUCGAAAAUAGAAAAGCACAUCAAACAACGUCCUGUAACAAAAAAUUCAAUUUUUUUUUAAACAUUCCACGCCCCGAAAAUAUCAUCAACAACAACAACAACGACAGGAAAAUCUGCGGAAAAAAAAACCUCGCUCAAAAUUCUAAAGUGUGUGUGUCGCCCAAAAGUGUUUUGAUUCGAUUUCCAUUUCCAAUUCAAUUUCAAAUUUGUUGAAAGUUAACGAAGUAGAAGAGAGUAGCAAAGAAAAAGAAAAAGAAGAAAAAAGACCGCAAGCGAAAUUGUUAUUAUUGAUAAAUACACGAUAUAUAUGAUAUAUAUAUAUAGAAGAAAGCAUCUAUUUUUUUUGCACGAACUUACCGUAAAGAAAAGUUAAAUUUAUAUAUAUACAUAUAUAUAUAUAUAUCUACAAAUUGUGCUCCCCCUGCCCCCUCUCAAAGUAACAACAACAACAACAACAAGCAAAAGACGAAAGUGAAACAAAGCCAAAAUUGCAAGCAAACAAAAAGUUGAUCGAAAAAGUUUUAAAAUACGCGCCACAACAAAAGCAACAGCAACAGCAAAGAAGACACACACAAGCUAAAAGCUCACAAGGAAAAGCACAAAAGCUACAAAAGCUAAUACAACAAGCAGAAGAAGAAGGUACAGUUAUAUUUCGAAAGAUGGCUUCCGAACUGGAUCAAUUCGCCGAUUUGGAAUUAUCAAAAGAGGAUCGCGAGCAAAUCUUCGAUCCGCCAUUAGACCGGCAGCAAUUGGAAGGUGCUGGCACCUCAAGUGUUACGACAUCCAAAAUCUUAAUAAGCGGCAUACCGCUGCAAACACGUUUCGAAGACAUCGAACCGCUACUGAAGCCCUAUGGCAUCGUCAAACAAUGUGAGGCUAUUUCUAGUAAGGAUCAAAAUACUCAAACAGUACAUAUAACAUUCGAAAAUCCUGAGCAGGCGCAAAGAGCUGCUGGUGGUUUGAACGGCGUCGAAUUUGAGGGCAGUAAACUGCAUGCGGAGCAAUUGGAUAAGAAUCAACGUCGCAGCCAACGCAAUCAGCGCAAUCCGUAUCCGGGAAUGCCGGGACCCGGACGCCAGGCGGACUUCCCGCUGCGCAUUCUCGUACAGAGCGAGAUGGUUGGUGCGAUCAUUGGACGUCAGGGCACCACCAUUCGCACCAUUACACAACAGAGUCGCGCCCGUGUCGAUGUGCAUCGCAAGGAGAACGUUGGCUCCCUCGAGAAGUCCAUCACGAUCUAUGGAAAUCCGGAGAACUGCACCAAUGCCUGCAAGCGCAUCUUGGAGGUGAUGCAACAGGAGGCGCUCUCCACGAAUAAGGGUGAGAUCUGCUUGAAGAUCCUUGCCCAUAAUAAUCUGAUUGGUCGCAUUAUCGGCAAGAGCGGCAACACUAUUAAACGCAUCAUGCAGGACACGGACACAAAGAUCACCGUUAGCUCGAUCAACGACAUCAACAGCUACAAUCUGGAGCGCAUCAUCACGGUGAAGGGAUUGAUUGAGAACAUGUCGAGAGCGGAAAACCAAAUCAGUACCAAACUGCGCCAAAGCUAUGAAAACGAUCUGCAGGCCAUGGCUCCACAGAGCCUCAUGUUCCCCGGCCUGCAUCCCAUGGCAAUGAUGUCGACACCGGGCAAUGGCAUGGUCUUCAACACGAGCAUGCCGUUCCCCUCGUGUCAAGGCUUUGCCAUGUCCAAGACACCGGCCAGUGUGGUGCCGCCGGCGUUCCCCAACGACAUGCAGGAGACCACUUAUCUCUAUAUACCGAAUAACGCUGUUGGCGCCAUCAUUGGCACCAAGGGCUCCCACAUACGCAGCAUUAUGCGUUUCUCGAGUGCAUCCCUCAAAAUUGCGCCCCUCGAUGCCGACAAGCCGCUGGACCAACAAACGGAGCGCAAGGUGACGAUUGUUGGGACACCGGAGGGUCAGUGGAAGGCGCAAUACAUGAUAUUCGAAAAGAUGCGCGAGGAGGGCUUCAUGUGCGGCACCGAUGAUGUUCGCCUAACUGUCGAGCUUCUUGUUGCCAGCUCUCAGGUUGGACGCAUUAUUGGCAAGGGCGGUCAAAAUGUGCGUGAGCUGCAACGUGUCACGGGUAGCGUCAUUAAGCUGCCAGAGCAUGCGCUGGCGCCACCUUCUGGCGGCGAUGAGGAAACACCUGUACACAUCAUUGGAGCAUUCUACAGCGUUCAGUCCGCACAGCGUCGAAUUCGCGCCAUGAUGCUAUCGACGAAUCCACCUCCAGUGACCAAAAAACAGAAAGCUGCCAAAGAACAACAAUUGCAACAGCAACAACAACAACAGACCUUAGCCGGUGCCUCACCAAGUGGGACUCAACAGCAGCAGCAGCAACAGCAACAACAGCCACAACAACAACAGCAACAGUCGCCGUCGCAGCAGCAGCCGCUGCCGCUGCAAUCGCAUCAUCAAUCGUCGGCGGCGUCGUCGUCGGCGCCACCUGCGCAUCAUCAGCAGCAGCAGGCGUCGUCGACAGCGUCUUCACAUCAAUUGCAGCAGCAGCAGCAACCGCAGCAGCCAUCGCCACCUCCCGGCAAUGCCGCGCCAGCAGCCGCACAGCAGCAGCUGGCGAGCUCACAGCAGUAAGCAGCAGCAGCAGCAACUGUUGCCGGGGUUAGAGGGGGAGUGGGCCAAGCAGAUGGAGCAACCCAACAACAACAACAACUAUAACUACAACAGCAGCAGCAACAACUACUACAAUAACAACAACAACAACAACAAUAUUUACAAUAAUUAAAACAAUAAUAAUAAUAAUUAUAACAGUUGCAAUAGCUACAACUAAUUCAAUGUCAACUCACAUUCGGAUAUGUCAAGCCAAUUUCAUUUUUUGCAUUCAUCUCUUUCAACAACAACAACAACAAUAUCAACAACAACAGCAGCAACCAAGAUGCUUCCUCUAAGUCUGCAGUGUCAACACAACAACAAAAACAACAAGCAACAGCAUGUGUAUAACAGUUUAACUAUUGCCGUAUGACAGUUGCGCAUAACUGAGAGGAGUCUGGCUUGGCGUUAGCGUUUGAUCCACACAACUAUCAACUAUCAACACAAACACAGACACACACCAACACACACACACGCACACAUGCAACCCUGUUUAUUUAUUCAGCUAGAGUUGAGGAAAACUGCAAGAAUGCCGGCAGAAAACGAACGAAGAGUAACUGAAAAACCACAACAACAACAAAUUUUGAAGCUGUAGAGCAGCCAUUGCAGCAACAACAACAACAACAAAUAUUUGGAAAACAUCAAAACACUACAAAAUGAAAGGAAAAUAUGAAAACAACAAACAACAACAACAAAAAAAAUAUACAAAAAUCUACAAAAAACAAAUACAAAAAUUAAGCCGUAAAAUGCAGAAAAUUCGUUUUUUAUAUAUAGAAAUAUAAAAUUAAAUUUUUUAUGAAUUUUAUUUUUUUUUUAUUAAAACUCUUUUAGUAAGCGUACAUUAAGUGAAAAGAAAGAAAGAAAGAAUAACAACAACAACAACAAAACACAGCAACAUCAACAACAACAACAACAAAGUGGAAAAAGCGAAAUGAAAAGCAACAACCAAUCCGUUGGUUUGUGUGUGUGUUUUUUAUGUUUCUUUUAAUUUUUUGUUUGUUAUAAUAUGGAACAAAUUUUGGAAACGAAAUGAAAAAAAGAGAAAGAAAAAGAUGAGAGGAGGACAACUGAAAAGAAAGAAAGAAAAAAACACUGUAUGUUUUGUUUAUAUAAUUAGAAUUAUUACUCUACUACUACUACUAUUACUACUAUCUACAACUACAAUCUAUCUAUCAUAUUAUCUAUUAUAUUUUGUCGUGUGUUCAACAACAACAACUACAAAACUAAACAAAGAAACGAAACGAAGCGAAAUUUUAAGCAGGUGUCAAAUUACAGCCCACCUCGACAACAACAAUUACUAAAAACUAAACCAACAACACAACAAGUGUAAACAAAAACUUAAAAACAAACAAAAUCAUAAUGAAAAUAAUCUUACAUAAAACACAUAAGAAGGAAUACAAAUUUAGAAGGUCGAAACAAAAACAAAAUAGGGAGUUUACGUAUAUAUAUAUUAUGUGUAUGCUGUACUCGGUAAGAAGAAGCAGUUUUUUAUAACCGUAUAACAGUACUCGACUCUCACAUACACACACAUAAACAAACACCCCGAGUAUAUAUAUACAAUAUAUAUUCCUAGUUAAGUUGUGUCUCUCAAACCUAAUGCCAAUCAAGCAAUCUUAAGUGUACAGAGCUGUAUAAUAGUUUUCGAGAAUUGAGAUUUCCUGCGAGAAGAAGAAUUGUUAUAUUGUUUGAGUAGUAGAAAGUCAGAGAGAGAGAGAGAGAGAGAUAGAGAAGGAAUGAAGAGAGAGAAAGAGAGAGAGAGAGAGCAUUGUAAUGUGUUUGCCUUGAAACGAAAACAAAAAUAACGGUGCUGAAAUGUUAAUUUUUUUAUAUAACGAGUCAAAGCGAGCGACAAGUGUUACAUAUAGGCAAAACGAAACUGUUAUAAUUCACUACUAUAUACACACACACACACACCACUACACUACACACUACACAACACACUCAACUACCUUACUUAGUUUCUCAACUAGUGUAUAACAGUUUUUUUAUAUACAUAUAUCCAUAGCGAAACUGAAGUAACUGAAUCGGAGCAACAAACAAUCAAACAAGCAACAACAAAACCAAUCAAUACCAAGACAAUAGCCCAAUUUUGUUACCAAUAUAUAUAUAGAGUUUAACGUGAAGAGUUAAUUUUUUUUUUUUAAUAAUUAUAACACAUUUAUUUUGUUUGUUUUAUAAAUACAUACAUACAUAUUACAUACGAUUAUAGAGUUAUAUACAAUACAUGCAUACAUUUAAUUAUUUUGCUUUUUUGUUUCUUUUUUGCCUUACUUUAGUUAGUCGUAGAAAUAGUACAGUUCGUAUAACACUUGCAACUGUUAUACCACAACCAUAAAAAAUCAACAUUUCGGCCACAAAAAAAAAUGCAAAAUGCAAAUAAAAAGCAAAUUUGAACUUUCGGGUAGAAAACAAAAACAAAAUCAAAAACAAUCCAAUUCAGAAAGAACAGCAGAACAAGAGAACAAAAAAUGAAGAUAGGCUUUUUUAGGGCAGUUUAGGACAAAGAUAUUUUGAUGACAUACAAACAAUACGAUACUACGAUACGAUAAACACAUGUGUAAAAGAUCUAUUGAUGAAGAUUGAACAAGUAAUUAAAAUACCUCAAUGUAAGUGCAUUAUCUUCUAUGACAAAACCAACAAAACAAAACUAAAAAAAAAAGAAAAGAAAACAAAAAACAAAUGUUAAAACCUAACGAAUAUGUAAAGUGUGAGCUAAAGCGAAACAACAUAAAACAAAAAGAAAAACAAA
Molecule: messenger RNA, 6379 nt
Organism: Drosophila nasuta
Lineage: Eukaryota; Metazoa; Arthropoda; Insecta; Diptera; Drosophilidae
Gene: Imp
Product: IGF-II mRNA-binding protein
Exons: 7
Coding region: 1678-3615 (645 amino acids)
Molecular function (GO): RNA binding
Source: RefSeq, a predicted model, not a curated record